Messenger RNA from Trematomus bernacchii (emerald rockcod), 808 nucleotides. Its product is annotated as glycine-rich RNA-binding protein-like. Gene Ontology annotation, molecular function: RNA binding. Gene Ontology annotation, cellular component: spliceosomal complex. Bases 97 to 633 code for a protein of 178 amino acids. Gene Ontology annotation, biological process: positive regulation of mRNA splicing, via spliceosome. NCBI's taxonomy places the organism in Eukaryota, Metazoa, Chordata, Actinopteri, Perciformes, Nototheniidae. The record is from RefSeq and is a predicted model, not a curated record. The transcript has 2 exons.
GUCUCAACGACCAGUACCCGUGCCUCCUCCUGCAGCGCCUGCUCUUCAGAUUCAAUAGUCUCCUACUACUGAAAAGCCCAAAACGACUUAAACAACAUGUCGGACGAAGGUAAACUCUUCAUCGGUGGCCUCAGCUUCGACACCAACGAGGAAUCUCUGGCUGCGGCCUUCUCCAAGUAUGGAACCAUCGAGAAGGUGGACGUGAUCAGAGACAAAGAGACCGGGAAUUCCCGCGGUUUUGGCUUCGUGAAGUACGACAACGCCGAGGAUGCCAAAGAAGCAAUGGACGGCAUGAACGGAACCUCCCUCGAUGGCCGGUCAAUCCGCGUCGACGAGGCAGGGAAAGGCGGUGGUGGCGGAGGAUCAAGAGGCGGCGGCGGCGGCGGAUUCGGGCGCGGGAGAGGCGGAGGUGGCGGGAGAGGUGGUGGUGGUGGAUAUGGCGGCGGCGGCGAGAGAAGCUAUGGUGGCGGCGGAGGAGGAGAACGAAGCUAUGGCGACAGAUCAAGCUACGGAUCCGAGGGUCGUUCCGGCGGAGGUGGCGGCGGCUACAGAUCCGGCGGCGGCGGAGGAGGCGGCGGAUACUCAGGAGGUGGAGGAGGAGGUUACAGAGGCAACCGCGAUGGAUACGAAUAAAGCAUCAUUCCCACUGGCUUAAAAACAGUUGUAUAAAUAUAAAUGUGUUGAUCUGAACUGAGUAAAAGUUGUGUUUUCCCAGCAAGCUCCAUUCACGGUGACAGGGCACCAUCAUUCUUUGACUUUGACUUGAUUUUGAUAAUAAACAGCCUCAGGCCUUGUGAAUCACAUGAAA